Plodia interpunctella (Indianmeal moth) is the source of this 3152-nucleotide messenger RNA. Its product is annotated as transcription factor HES-4-B-like. The record is from RefSeq and is a predicted model, not a curated record. Lineage: Eukaryota; Metazoa; Arthropoda; Insecta; Lepidoptera; Pyralidae. Bases 1586 to 2770 code for a protein of 394 amino acids. Gene Ontology annotation, molecular function: RNA polymerase II cis-regulatory region sequence-specific DNA binding; protein dimerization activity; DNA-binding transcription factor activity, RNA polymerase II-specific. The transcript has 3 exons. Gene Ontology annotation, biological process: anterior/posterior pattern specification; regulation of transcription by RNA polymerase II; regulation of neurogenesis. Gene Ontology annotation, cellular component: nucleus.
UUCACGGUUAAAUUAACUUGAUUGAUUUUGAUGAAAUUUUAGAACGAAACAUAAGCUGCUACGGGUAGAGAUGCGGGCUUUUGUAGUGCUAGUAUUCUAUAUGUUUUAAAAUUUAUAAUAUUUUUUGAUCAUACUUUAACAAUUAGAUUAAUCUAGUAUUAGUGGACUGAUAAAAUAUUUAGCUCGUUUAAUGCCUAUGUCAAGUACGAACGAGAUGUAAAUAGAAAUAAAAUAAUAUUACCUACUUAUUUUGUUAAUUUUAAACUAUUUUUAAUCUUCAACCAUCUCUGUCCUUUUAUGGUAAACGCCUCAAGAAUUAAAAUCUUCAAAUGGACAAAGGACACCAGAAUCCGCCGAAGGCUCGCGCCAAACUACCUGGCAUUGAAAAAAAUGUUACCGCAACGCCCAUUUAGCAAGGGUCCCAUUACUUCCAAAGACCGUCCCAUUUAUUACUGAACUUUUUGUGUAGCCCUUUUGUCUACGUCAACAUAUAUCUUAAAGGAUACCGCCAGUAACGGCGCAAGGAUAUCCGAACUGACCUAACUAUUAUCUAUAACUAUAUAACGGUCCUUAAUUUACUUUGUUUGUGAUAAUAAAAUGUUGUUGGCGGCUCCUUUGAUUGCAUUUUACAGGUAUUAUUCUCAUAAUACACAUUUAGCACAUUUAUUUUUUCUUACGUUUCUUGUAUGCCAGUGUUUUUCGAAAGUUUUAAUGCUUUCUCUUUUUGCUCAUGGAUAAAAAUAAACUAACGUUUAUGCAAAAUAAAUGCAGCAAUGCACUGGCCGUAUCUGAUUAGACCACGUGCUGCAUGCACAUUAAAAUACUAGACGCAUUAUAAAUAAUAAAUAACUUGUUCGCAUGUCAUGUAGAAUUGUAGAUAUACACGUGUUAUACUGAGACUAAUUAAUUUAUGGUUAGAUUAUGUCCGUUUCGUAGAAUUUAUAAUGUUCGUAUACUUUCUACUGCAAAUAUUAGCUGGAUACAUGACACAUCACUGAAUUGAAGAAAAUCCUAUCUUUAUUUUUCUUUCUCAUCAUUUGAACAUUGAGGUUUGUAUAUUGAGACGCAAAAAAUCGGCUUCUCAAAUUAUUAUUUAACUAUCGUAGAAUUUUAUAUAAUAGCGGCCACCCGCAAUGUUGUCCACGUAUUUUCACUAUAAAAGCCAUGUUACAUACUCAUGAAGUUUUAUAUUUGUCAAAUUUGAUCUAGUAAUUUUUGAAUUUAUUAGUUACUAAUAACAAAAUUCCUCAAAAUAAAAUUAUUAUAAUAUUCCAAGUAUUUAUCUGUAUAAGUAGUACCGACAUUAAUGCAAUGUCAUUGAACUUAGCAAAAUAAAUUAGAAUUAGGCGUUUGAGAAAAUGAAACUUCAUAAUUCUAAAUUGUAAAGUUGAUUGGUGGGCCACACGUGCGCCCUGUAUGAAUGGGCCGCGGGCGGGGUGCGAAGGGCCGGGGAGAGGGGCGAAGGCUUUUUUCAGGCAGUACUCCCGAGUGCGCGGACGCAGACGCGCGUCCGGAGCUUUUAAGCUCGCGUUCAAGCUUUUUCUAAGUUCUGUUUGUGAUUGUUCAGUGAAUUUUUGAGAUCAAUAUGUCUGAUCCGGCGCCGUUGUCGAAGACCGCCAAAUAUAAGAAGAUUACAAAACCUUUGCUGGAGAGGAAGCGGCGCGCGCGCAUCAACCGAUGCCUGGAUGAAUUGAAGGACCUCAUGGUCGGGGCUUUGGAGAUCGAUGACGACAACUUGAGCAAGUUGGAAAAGGCAGAUAUCCUUGAAUUAACCGUUAACCACCUUACUAAGUUGCAUAGCCCUAAGGAUCCAGUUAUAGAAGCGAAGAAAUUUCAAGCCGGCUUCGGACAAUGUGCGGCGGAAGCCUGCCGCUUCAUCAUGUCGGUGCCGGAUUUGGACUCGAAAGUCAGCCAAAACUUGAUCAGCCACUUGUCGAGACUCAUUACCGCGCAACCUUUAACUAUACAAGUACCGGACAGGCCGCCGUUUUCCCCGCCGACGUCGCCCGUCUCCGCGGUCUCCGACCGGCAACACUACUACAGCGACCACGAGAGGUCGUCGUCAGAUGCGGAAGACUCCGUUUACUCAGGCGAAGGGAAUCCUAAACAAUGGGGAUAUCAACGCUCUAAUCCACCGAUGUUGCAUAAAGCAUCCACGCCGAUGGCAGGGCUUCUCACCACCGUUGACAAAAUCCCAACUCAUCAUCACGUCCCUGAACAAAUUCAAGUCAAUGGAAAUAGAAACGCGCCAUACUUCAAUAGGGUCCCAGCUGAAGCUAAGGAUGUGAUUCUCCAAAAGAUCAGACAGCACAUCAUGGACAAACGGGGCAACGAUUACAACGCCGAUAACAAUUCAGGUUCCGAUGAAGCCGAAACUAAAUAUUAUAGACAUGAUGUUUACCGAAGCGAAGCCAAUCAGUAUUCACCGGCAAACGUUCCUAGCAACGACACUUUAGAUCUUAGGAAAUAUAGGUCACCGGCGAAGUCUUCCGAGACGGCGCUCUCGCCCAAAAACAGUGCAUACGUCGCGAAUCAAUUAGAUGCGACUCCUUUGGAGAACAAAACUGAAGCGACGCCCAAUCUUCCGGAACAAUGCGAAUUACCGAUGGAUUACAGCAACUUGCCGCCUAAAAAGAAAAGGAAAUUGAUCGAGUACCAAGAGUACAAAAAACAAGAGGAGGCGAGGCGACAACUGGAGGCUUUUUAUGCUGAGCAAAAACAGCGCGCGGGACCGCCGGCGGACGACGACGCUAAGUGGCGGCCUUGGUGAUCUACCGGCGCCGGCGUCGGAGCUGCGCUCUUUGUGAUAUUCAUAGUCUCUUCCACGACAAAGCUUUAAUUUGUUAUAAUUAACUUAUAUGUAACUGUGUUUCUAUUUGCCUUAUUAUAUAAGUUUUAUACAUGUUAGUAUUCAUAGUCGUCUUUUUGUAGUUUGCUGCUACAAAAAUAACUAUUAGUAAUUAAAAUUUAUUUAUGUGCCAUUUGUUUGAUCUCGAUGUCUUCCUUUUUGAAUAUUCAAAUAUUGGUUAUUACGUAAAUGCUUAUUCCACACACAUGGAAAAAAGCUAAAUGUAUUGCAAAACAAACCAGUUAUAUGAUAUGACGUAUUUUAAUACAUAUAAAAAUGUUAAAUGUAAAUUAAUGGAAAUAAA